Messenger RNA from Hyaloscypha bicolor E, 1095 nucleotides. Its product is annotated as NAD(P)-binding protein. The record is from RefSeq and is a predicted model, not a curated record. The coding region runs from base 8 to 1024 and encodes 338 amino acids. NCBI's taxonomy places the organism in Eukaryota, Fungi, Ascomycota, Leotiomycetes, Helotiales, Hyaloscyphaceae. Gene Ontology annotation, molecular function: oxidoreductase activity, acting on the CH-OH group of donors, NAD or NADP as acceptor. The transcript has 4 exons.
CACAAAAAUGCCCAAAACGCUCAUCACCGGCGCGAACUCCUUCGUCGCUGCCCAAAUCAUCGACCAGCUUAUCGCCCUCGGCCACUUCGUCGUCGGUUCCGUCCGCUCCUCCCCAAAGGGCGACGAGAUCCUAGCCACGCACCCUGAAUACGCUGGCAAGAUCUCGUUCGUGACCGUCUCUGAUUAUGCAAAGAAAGGCGUCUGGGAGGAUAUUAUGAAGGAAGGGGAGUUUGAUUACGUGAUUCAUGUUGCGGCGCCGUUGUUGGAUGAUCCAAGGUUGAGCGAUUUUGAGAGGGACUUUUUGGCUCCCAGUGUUGAUGGGGCUCUAGAGCUACUGAAAAGUGCGAAGGAGUAUGGCAAGAGUAUUAAGGCUAUUGCUGUCACUGGAUCCGUCAACUCCAUUACAACGGGAGAUCCAAGCGAUACCCGGGUCCUGACCAGUUCUGAAUGGCUUCCUCUCUCCAUCUCAGACGCAAUCGCCGCCAACCACCCAUACAUCUCCUACUGCGUCUCCAAGGCUGAAACUGAAAAGGCUAUCUGGAAGUUCGUCGAAGAAGAGAAACCUGACUUCAGUGUUUCUGUUUUGUUGCCAGCGCUCAUUUUUGGCCCUGCUAUACAGCCUGUCAAAGAUUUGAAGAAGAUUAACUAUUCGACGGAUCGGUUUUAUGACUUGUUCAGUGGUGGUCUCGAGGUGGUGCCUCCGACGAGCUUUCCGAGUUAUAUCGACGUCCGCGAUCUCGCCACAGCUCAUAUCAGAGCCUUGACAGUACCAGAAGCAGCGAAUAAACGUUUCUUAGUAGGAGGCAAGAUAUUUUAUUCUCAGCUGGCGGCCGAUGCUCUGAAGACGGUUCCGGAAUUGAAGGGGAGGUUACUGAAGGAUAGUGUCGAAGUACCGAGAAAGGUUGUGUUCGGAGAUGUGGAGGAGUGGAAUGAGAAAUUGGGGUUGAAGUUGAGGAGUGCCGAGGAGACGUUUGGUGAUGCGGCGAGGAAGAUUUUGGAGUUGGAGAAGAAGUUUGGUGCUUGAGUGGGAACCUUCUAGGAAUGGUCCGGCGUUCAGAUUUGGUUAUUGAGAAAUGCUAUAAUGUCAUCCACCCC